Messenger RNA from Saccostrea cuccullata (small rock oyster), 1252 nucleotides. Its product is annotated as probable transcriptional regulatory protein TC_0742. NCBI's taxonomy places the organism in Eukaryota, Metazoa, Mollusca, Bivalvia, Ostreida, Ostreidae. The transcript has 5 exons. The record is from RefSeq and is a predicted model, not a curated record. Bases 19 to 978 code for a protein of 319 amino acids. Gene Ontology annotation, cellular component: mitochondrion.
AAUCAACAAAGUGUUGCAAUGGAAGCAAUGCACCAGUGUUUUAUUCGAGUUCUUCAAAGAGCACCUCCUCAUAGAUGGACAAGAUGCAACUUGUACUGUAUUCAAAGGCAAUCUCUUCAUCAUGAUUUUUUGAGGGAAAGAAAUUCGCAAUUGACAGAAAAAAAUAUAUGGACAGAAAAAGCAGUGCAAAGAAAGGCAUUGCUCCAGACUGUUAGUGCUGUGCACUUACAGACAAACAGACAUAUGGCAGGUCAUAAUAAGUAUUCCAACAUCAAACAUCGUAAAGAAGCGCAGGAUUAUAAAAAGUCCACCAUGAUGAACCAGUAUGUCAGACUUGCCAAAACAGCUGUAAAAGAGGGAGGUUCUACAGACCCUAAAAUUAACCUGAAGUUAGCCCAGGUUUUAGAGAGCAUCAAAAAACAAAGUCUGAGUGUUGACGCAUUCAACAGGCUGCUGGAAAAGAUGAAUAAAAAGGGAAUGAACUCUAAAGAGCAUAUGUAUGAAGUGAAUGGACCUGGAAAUUCUAUCUUCAUUGUUCUCUUGGACACGGACAACGUCAACAAUGGCAGAACGGACUUAAAGACGGCCCUGAAAAAACUUCCAGUGAAGAUCAGCAACAGUCCUACCACAUUACAUUAUUUCAAGCAGCAGGGAGUGUUGUAUGUGAACCCUGACCCUAACCGACCUGACCUUGACCUUGAGGAAGUAGCCAUAGAAUGUGAAGCAGAGGACGUCACCAUGGAGACUAAUGAGGAAGGUCAAAAAGUCAUCAAGUUUAUAUGUGAUCCUUCCCAGCUAAUGGAGGUAAAGUCCAGAUUAGAGGCACAGAAUCUGACCGUGGACUCGUUUUUUGAAGACUAUAGUCCGUUAAUGCCUGUGUCACCCUCGGAGGCAGAGCAAGGGGAGAUAAACACCAUCAUUGAAAGGCUAGAAGGGACAGAGAACUUUGUACAGAUGUAUUCUAAUAUAAAAUCCUGAAGUUUUUUGGUUAAACUUUUGUAAUUUAUUUCAAAGACAUGUUGGGGAAAUCUGGAGUGAUUGAUUCAUCAGUUUUUUAAUAGUAAUUGUUGUCAGGAAAAAUCAAUGAUAUUGUCUUAAAUUAAAACAAUCUACUAAAUGCAGGCAAUAAGAUCGAUAUAUUUAAUGUGAUCCAUGAUCUGACUCAUCUGAGUACAGUAACUAAAGUGACAGUGUGAAAAGUUUUUAUCUUAAUAUUUAUGGAAAAAAUAUAAAAUUAAAAAAUGUUUGAAUA